Molecule: messenger RNA, 1965 nt
Organism: Poeciliopsis prolifica (blackstripe livebearer)
Lineage: Eukaryota; Metazoa; Chordata; Actinopteri; Cyprinodontiformes; Poeciliidae
Gene: srsf2a
Product: serine and arginine rich splicing factor 2a
Exons: 3
Coding region: 223-927 (234 amino acids)
Molecular function (GO): RNA binding
Source: RefSeq, a predicted model, not a curated record
AAAAAAGGAAAAGGAAGCUGUGCUGCCGCCAUUUCACGUGAAAAGCAGCGCGGUUAGACUACUACCGAGCGGUUGUAUUUUCAUACAAAUCAACUUAGAUUGAGUUGACGGAGGUUAAACUUCUUGUCAUUUUGAAGUCAGAGAUAUUUUUAUUAGGCUUUAGAGGCCUCGCAGUUUCAGUCUUAGCAGCCUAGCUCCGUGCUUGGAAACGACCAAGAAAAAAUGAGUUACGGUAGGCCGCCGCCAGACGUCGAAGGGAUGACCUCCCUCAAAGUGGACAACCUGACUUACAGAACUUCUCCCGAGACUCUCCGACGAGUUUUUGAGAAGUAUGGUCGGGUGGGGGACGUGUACAUUCCCCGGGACCGGUACACCAAAGAGAGCCGCGGUUUCGCCUUCGUGCGUUUCCUCGACAAGCGCGACGCUGAAGACGCAAUGGACGCCAUGGAUGGCGCGCUGCUCGACGGGCGCGAGCUGCGGGUUCAGAUGGCCCGCUACGGACGGCCGCCGGACUCGAUGUAUAGCCGGAGAGGUGCUCCACCGCGCAGGUACGGAGGCUACGGACGAAGAAGCAGGAGUCGCUCAGCCAGUCCCCGCCGUCGCAGACGAAGCCGCAGCCGCUCCAGGAGCAGAAGCCGUUCCCGAUCCAGGAGCCGUAACCGUUACAGCCGCUCCAGGUCUCGUUCCUACUCCAGGUCCAGAUCAAGAUCCAAGUCGAAGUCCAAAUCCAAGUCCAGAACGCCAAGGCGGAGCAAGUCAAAGUCUCCUUCCAGAUCUCGGUCUCGCUCCAGAUCCAAAUCCCGUUCCAGGUCCAAGUCCAAGUCGAGGAGUCGAACCCCGGGUUCCAACAGGGGGUCAAAGUCCCGAUCCAGGUCUAAGUCCAAGAGUGGACCUAAAUCACCAGGAAACAACGAAGCAGAGCCUUAACCCAAAUGUGGACGCAAUAUGACGAUCUUGCAUUGAGCCUUUGAGGACAUCCGGACAGCCUCACUUUUUGGCAAGAAUACUCCACUAUUGCCACUGAAUGCAGACUGAAAGGUUAAUUGGAUAUUGGUCUAAAAUGUUUUAAAUGUUUAAGUUCCUUUGUAAUCUGUUGAGACAAAUUCUGUAACUUUGACAUCAUUUGUAAAGCUGAGUAUAUUGAAGGGGAUUUAUGGGAUAUUUUUUUAAUUUACCGUUUUUGGGGUGGGCUUUUUCAUUGAAUUUGUAAGUAAUAAAUUCCUCUGAAACAAAAUAUAAUUUUCAGCAGGCUCUGUUAAAUUUUUGAAGAUGAAACUUAUUUGAAAAGUUGAUGUAGGAAAUGAUGUCUCUUUGUUUGCAGUAUUUACAGCUGUAUUGCCACUCAUACUGGGGGAGGGAAAUGGCUUAGUGUACAGUGACAUAAAAGCCAUUUAAAUUUGUUAUUUGCUUAAUCCAGCAAGAUUUUGUUUCUGCUUUUUUCUGUCUAGUUCAAGUUUCUUUCCUAUGACUCUAACACUCUUUCUUGUGUAUCUUUUGUGCACUAGGCGCAGUUGUGUAGCAGUUGAGUAAUGCUGGUUAGCUGUUAAGAUGCGGUGCAGUGCGGUGGUGACAUGGUGUGGCGUGUUGCGGUGCUGAGUGCCCGGUGCAGUUCCGGGGCUCGACCCUUCGCUGCCGUUUGCCGGUUUGUAAGCUCACAGGUGUGGCAGAUCAUCCAUCCUCUCCUGUCUGUGACCUCUACUUCCCUACAUGUGCUGUACAUAUUGUCUUCUAUCCUCUUUACCCUUCCUUCUCUUCUGUGUCCCAGCAUCAACCUUCUUUCUGUGGUUUAUCCACUGAAUUGGUCUUGCUUGCUUUGAAAAACUAGCCCAGUGGGACACUGAGAGAAUGGUUAAGAGGCAGUUAAUGGCUUCUUAUGAAAUCUUUUGAAUCGCAUUCUUCUGUGUACCUCAAAUGUCCUGUAACUGCAUCAAAUGAAUGCUAAUAAAGGUUUUUGUUGGAAUUCAA